Messenger RNA from Mauremys mutica (yellowpond turtle), 5941 nucleotides. RefSeq names its product nephrocystin 3 (gene NPHP3). Gene Ontology annotation, molecular function: protein binding. Gene Ontology annotation, biological process: kidney development; convergent extension; determination of left/right symmetry. Bases 329 to 4282 code for a protein of 1317 amino acids. Lineage: Eukaryota; Metazoa; Chordata; Testudines; Geoemydidae. The record is from RefSeq and is a predicted model, not a curated record. The transcript has 27 exons.
CACCCCGGGGGGCUGCUGCUGUUGUCCGGUGGGCCCGCCCUAGACAGCGGGGCAGCCCGUCAUUGCUCCCCUGGGGGGGAGUGGGGCUUGAAGCCUGUCUAGUUGGUAGGGUCCGGUGGGGAGAGCCCGGGCAAGCCCCUGACCUGUGUGGGGAGCCCCACUGCCGGCCACUUCACGGGUGCACAGGCACCACAGGGAUGACCCUGGUAUAAACUGCUAGAGGGACAGAACCAGUGACACAUGCCCGGCUCCUGGGUGACUCCAGCUGCCAAACCCAUGGAGAUGGGAGAGCAGCAGUGAGGGCAGCAUCCCAACCUGGCCCCCAACGAUGGGGACAGCUUCCUCUCUGGUGAGCCCAGCGGGCACCGGAGGGGAGGUAAUCGAGGAUGCCUAUGGGGGAGGUGGCGGUGAAGCCUGUGAGAUCCCAGUGGAGGUGAAGCCCAAAGCUCGCCUGCUGCGCAGCUCUUUCCGCCGGGUGGGUGCUUCGCGGCCUGGAGGCCUCAUCGGGGCCAGCUUCAAAUCCACUGCCUCGGUGCAGGAGUUGGAGUGCAUGGCUGAGUAUGAGCGUCUGAAGAAAGAAUAUGAGAUCUUCCGUGUCAGCAAGAACAACGAGGUGGCCUCUAUGGUCAAGAAAGAAGCCAAGCUGGACCUGGAGAACAAGAGACUCCGGGCAGAGCUCCAGGCUCUUCAGAAAACUUACCAGAAAAUACUUAGAGAGAAAGAAAGUGCUUUAGAAGCCAAAUAUCAAGCCAUGGAGAGAGCUGCUACAUUUGAACAUGACCGAGACAAAGUCAAGAGACAAUUCAAGAUUUUCAGGGAAACUAAGGAAAAUGAGAUUCAGGAUUUACUGAGGGCCAAACGAGAGCUGGAGACAAAACUUCAGAGACUGCAAGCCCAAGGGAUCCAGGUGUUUGAUCCUGAAGAGUCUGAUUCAGAUGACAAUUGCACAGAAGUUACUGCUACUGGAGCCCAAUCUGAAUAUUGGACUGGUGGAGUGUUGGGAAGUGAGCCAUCAAUGGGUAGUAUGAUGCAACUUCAGCAGUCUUUCAGAGGGCCUGAGUUUGCUCAUAGUUCCAUAGAUGUGGAAGGACCAUUUGCGAACAUAAACAGAGAUGACUGGGAUGCUGCGAUUGCCAGUUUAUUGCAGGUCACACCACUGUUUUCUCACUCUCUGUGGAGUAACACAGUAAGGUGCUAUCUCAUUAAUACAGAUGAGACUCAACCUGAAGUGGACAUCUUCAUUAGGAACUACUCACCAAAACUUCAAAGAAUAUGUGAAACAAUGGGGUACUUCUUUCAAGUUGUUCAUUUUCCAGUAGAAAAUGGAAAUCAUUUCCAGGCUGUGAGAAAAUGGGAAAUUGAGAAAAGUUCCUUAAUCAUUUUGUUCAUACAUUUAACUUUGCCAAGCUGUUUGCUGGAGGACUGUGAAGAAGCCUUACUGAAAAAUCCGGAAGGAAAGCCCCGGCUGAUUUACCGCAGAAUAGAAGAUGGUAAAGUCAGUUCAGACCCUGUGCAGCAGUUAACUGAGCAAGUUUGUUAUGUGAACAAAGCAAAGCUCAUUGAUCACAUGGGAGGAGUGGAAGAAGGAGCGUAUGAAACUUAUAAUUGUGUGGAAAAGAUCAUUAAACAGGAUAUAUUUGGCUGUGAAAGCACAGAAGUAGAAGGCAAAGAUUUGGGUAAUAAAGAGGAAUCCACUGCACCCGAGGAGGAAGUUUUUGGAGAUGUACUGUGGGAUGCACAUGAUGAACAAGAACAGAUGGAAGCUUUCCAGCAGGCUUCUAACUCAACAUGUGAACUAGGAUUUGAGAAAUAUUAUGAACGUCUAAAUGAUCUAGUGGCAGCACCAGCACCCAUCCCACCUCUUCUUGUGUCUGGAGGACCAGGCUCUGGCAAAUCUCUUCUCCUGUCAAAAUGGAUUCAACUGCAACAGAAGCAUUCACCAAACACACUAAUUCUCUAUCACUUUGUUGGGAGACCCAUGUCUGCCAGUUCAGAAUCUGCACUAAUAAUUAAACGGCUUACUUUAAAGCUCAUGCAGCAUUCUUGGUUAGUGUCACCUUUAACAUUGGAUCCAGCUAAGCUCUUGGAAGAAUUUCCUCGUUGGCUGGAAAAACUUUCUGCUCGUCACCAAGGCAGCAUUAUCAUAAUUAUUGACUCUAUAGACCAAAUACAGCAAGCUGAAAAACAUAUGAAAUGGCUGAUAGAUCCCCUGCCAGUGAAUGUAAGGGUGAUUGUAUCUGUGAACGUGGAAACAUGUCCUCAGGCAUGGAGGUUGUGGCCAACUCUUCAUCUUGAGCCAUUGAAUUCUAAAGAUGUGAAACGUCUCAUUAGUGCAGAAUGUAGCUGUGCAGAUGUUAAAUUGACCAAAGAACAGGAGAAGAAACUUGAGAAACACUGUCGUUCUGCCACAACUUGCAAUGCUUUGUAUGUCACUCUUUUGGGCAAAAUGAUUGCUUGUGCUGGAAGUGCAGGAAAUAUUGAUGAAAUCCUUCAACAGUGUUUCCAGUGUCAAGAUACAGUAUCACUGUAUGGACUUAUUCUGAGAUCAGUUCAGGAGUCCAUGCUGAACGAUAAAGACAAACACCUUAUGAGAGAGGUUCUCUGUCUCAUCAGUGUUAGCCACAAUGGAGUGAGUGAAUCAGAGCUGAUGGAACUUUAUCCCGAACUAUCCUGUGCCACGUUAGCCUCUCUAGUUCACAGUCUGCACAAGAUGUGUAUGCUGACAUAUGGCUGUGGUUUGCUAAAGUUUCAGCACCUCCAGGCUUGGGAAACGGUGAGACUAGAAUACAUGGAAGAAGGUCAAAAUAUUAUUUCUACUUAUAGAGGAAAACUAAUAGACUACUUCACCGUGCAGCUAAGUCAAGGCAGAGUGACUUGGAGAAGUGCAGAUGAACUUCCUUGGCUUUUCCAACAACAAGGCAACAAGCAGAAGCUACACAAGUGUCUCCUGAACCUCUUUGUAUCUCAGAAUCUUUACAAAAGGGGGCAUUUUGCAGAAUUACUGAGUUACUGGCAGCUUGUCGGAAAAGAUAAGAGUUCAAUGGCAGCAGAGUAUUUUGACUCUCUAAAGCAAUAUGAGAAAAGCUGUGAGGGAGAGGAAAGUAUGAUCCGUCUGGCUGAUCUUUAUGAAACUCUGGGACGAUUCUUAAAAGAUCUAGGCCUUCUCAGCCAGGCAGUUGCUCCUCUGCAGCGUUCUCUGGAAAUUCGGGAGACUGCACUGGAUCCAGAUCAUCCCAGGGUAGCACAGUCCCUCCAUCAGUUAGCAGGAGUAUAUGUGCAGUGGAAGAAGUUUGGAAAUGCUGAGCAGUUAUAUAAGCAGGCUCUGGAAAUCUCUGAAAAUGCUUAUGGGGCUGAACAUCCCAGGGUUGCUCGUGAACUGGAUGCACUUGCAACAUUAUACCAGAAACAGAACAAAUAUGAACAAGCUGAACAGCUGAGGAAAAAAUCCUUUAAAAUGCGACAAAAAGCAGCAAGGCGGAAAGGCAAUUUGUUUGGAUUUGCUCUUCUACGUCAACGAGCCUUGCAGCUGGAAGAGCUCACGUUAGGCAAAGACACACCAGAUAAUGCUCGAACCCUGAAUGAGCUUGGAGUUCUCUAUUAUCUGCAGAAUAAUCUUGAGACAGCUGAACUUUUUCUGAAGCGCUCCCUAGAAAUGAGGGAGAGGGUCCUGGGACCAGACCACUCAGACUGUGCGCAGUCUUUGAACAAUCUGGCAGCUUUGUACAAUGAAAAGAAACACUACGAUAAGGCUGAGGAACUGUAUGAAAGAGCUUUAGAAAUUAGGAGGCGAGCACUAGCCCCUGAUCAUCCCUCACUGGCUUACACUGUGAAACACCUUGCAGUACUCUACAAAAAGCUGGGAAAGCUUGACAAGGCAGUGCCUCUGUAUGAGUUGGCCGUUGAAAUUCGACAAAAAUCGUUUGGUCCAAAGCACCCUAGCGUAGCUACUGCCUUGGUAAACCUGGCUGUUCUUUAUUGUCAGAUGAAAAAGCACAUUGAAGCCUUACCUCUGUAUGAAUGUGCAUUAAAGAUUUAUGAAGACAGUUUUGGUCAUAUGCAUCCUCGUGUGGGAGAAACACUAAAAAACUUAGCUGUGUUGAGCUAUGAAGGAGGAGAUUUCGAGAAGGCUGCCGAGCUGUACAAGAGAGCCAUGGAAAUCAAAGAAGCAGAGACUUUGUUGAUCGGAGGAAAAGCAGCUUCCCGGCCCUCGUCAAGUGGAGACACUUUCAGUUUAAGAAGUACAUUAUCUCCAAAUGUUUUUCUAGACCAUGGACAAAGGUGAUGCAAACUGGCACAAAUACAAAUGCUAGUGAAGAAUGCUUGAUGGUUAAGUACUUAAAAUAAAUCUGAGCAUGCUUCAGAGAUUUAAAAAAAAAUGAUUUUUAGGAGACAAAGUGUUUGUGAUGAAUGAAUAUAUGAAAAAAGUUUUACAUUUUAGUUUAAAAUAUUUCCGUUCAUGCCAGUUUUUUUGUGGAUCAUGUGGUACAGAGUUACUUCUGUGUUACACACAGGUAUUUAAUGAAAGACUGCUGAGUGUGUUCUGUUAGUUACUUGUUCAGACGGUAGCUGUAAUGCCAGAAAACAUCAGUUUUGUUUUUUCUCUAUACCUCUUUUUAGUAGAGGACCUGUGAGCUGCAGGGUAUAAUCAAUAAAACAGGUACUAGUUGUUAUUCCACGUCAGUUCCUUCAGUGUCCACACUGUUAUGGUGUUUGUAUCUUUCCGUCUUUUCAGGAACAGUUUGUUGUUCAGGGACACAGUACUUUUGAGACCCAUAUAUUGUGUUUCCACCAAAAGAAGGAAAAGGGUUCUUAGUAAGACAUGCUUUUGAGUUUUUAGAUCAUGGUUGUUGAGAGGGGGCUUGUCUAUGUGGUCAGUUUGUGCAUGGCAAGCCUGGGUGUAAAUCUACAGCCCACCAGCCUUCACACUAACUGGCCAUUGGGACCCUGAUACCACACACAAAUUUCUAUUGUGUGCUUUGAUUUAAACUCUGUUUGAAAUAGAUUGAAGUGCACUAUAGAACUUUUAGUGCAUGGUAGCAAGUCCACACGGCCUCUGAGUGUUCAGCAUGCUAAUGCAUUGUAGAUUUACACCCCAGCUUGUCAUGAACUGAUGACGUAGAAAAGCUCUGACUGAUAUUUUUGUCCUCUUUAGCUAAAGCUUUUUAAUAGGUGUCAGUUAUAUCCACUUAUUUUUAGUAGGAAUAUGCUUUUUCAAUGAGUAACCUGAGAGAAAAAUAUUAUGAAUUAAUUGGGGACUGGCGCACACCUCUCAAUUUUAAUAGAGAGAAACUGCUCAUUAAACUCCAGUAUACAAGCAUACUUGUAUUAACCAGAAGAAAGAACAGAAUAGCAUCAAUGAAUAGCAGUAAACUGAUUUGUAUUAAACUUACAAUGGAGUAUUUCUCCCAGUUAGUUACAAUGAUCAAUUAAGUCUGUUUGUUUACAAACAAUAGAAUAAAUUUAAUAAAUUCACGAAUUUAAAAAUAACACUCCUUUUCAUACUUUAGAGUUCAGUGUCAGAUCUAUGAGGAAACUUCAUUGGUGAACUAAUCCAUUUAUUCAGCUAGUGUUAAAGUGCCGAGGCUGUUUAUCUCAAAGGGAUACUAUAUCUUCUCCUUUUUCCCCCUUUUACGGUGAGCAAUUAAGUCAAUUCCGCACUCUCCCCUUCCUUCAGCAUUUUUUCUGAAUAGAAAAAGAAAUAUUUAAAUAAGAAUGUAACUUGGGAACGAUUAGUUUUAUAGUGCUGCAAUUAAAAAUGUACAAAAUCAAAACUGACAUUGAGCACUAAAACUUAGUUGAAGAAGAAAUUUCUAACAGACUACACAAACGCUAUGAGGUUCUUGCAGCAUAGGAAAAGCUGUUUUUAUCUGGACAAAAAUUGUAAUCUUCUAAAUUACAAACAGACGGAUGUUUGACUUCUUUGUAAUGGUGUCCGAAACAA